Messenger RNA from Schistocerca piceifrons (Central American locust), 1546 nucleotides. RefSeq names its product UMP-CMP kinase 2, mitochondrial-like. The transcript has 5 exons. The record is from RefSeq and is a predicted model, not a curated record. Bases 144 to 920 code for a protein of 258 amino acids. NCBI's taxonomy places the organism in Eukaryota, Metazoa, Arthropoda, Insecta, Orthoptera, Acrididae. Gene Ontology annotation, molecular function: dTMP kinase activity; ATP binding. Gene Ontology annotation, biological process: dUDP biosynthetic process; dTDP biosynthetic process; dTTP biosynthetic process. Gene Ontology annotation, cellular component: mitochondrion; cytoplasm.
ACUAGGUUACUUCGUCACGCAGAGUUGCGAAGUCACUGAAGUGAAUUAGCUCUGAGGUGAUUGAAUUAGACGGUGUGCUUGAUACUUCCUAAUAGCCUUAUCGGCGGCAUUAAUUUGUAGUUGUCUGGCUUAAUCAGUCCAGAAUGGCAAACGCUGAAAUUGAUGCGAAGAAAAUCAAGCAUCUUUAUCGUUCUCUUGAUUCGACUCUAUCUGUUCUACGAAAAGAGGAGUUUGCUACUCUCCAAGAAGUGAAAGAUUUGUUGUCAACGUUCGAUACCUGUUAUCAGAGAAGCAAAAAGACAGAUUCGUAUCAAAACAAGACUUUUAUCGUACUCGAAGGUCUGGAUGGAUCAGGUAAAACGACGAUAGCGAAGAAACUUGCGACAGCCCUUAAUGGAGUGAGGCGUAAAACACCACCUACAGUAUUGCAGACACUGAGGGCUAAAUUUGAUACACAUCCACCCAUUCUCCGAAGAGCGUAUUAUUCCCUAGGAAACUAUGUAGCAGCAAAAGAGAUUGAAGAGACACUAAAAUACAGUUCAGUGAUUCUAGACAGGUUCUAUCAUAGUACAGCGGUUUUUACAAUUGCAACAGACAUGUACGAAGCUGGAUUAGGUAAGGAUGGGCUACCUCCACAUGGAGAUCCAGUAUAUCAAUGGCCACAAGAUCUCAAACCCAUCCCUGAUGUGAUUUUUUAUUUGGAUGUGAAGGAACAUGUACGCUCACAAAGACUUUCUAAGAGGAUACAAAUUACGGCUGAGGAAGAGCAAAUGGCAUCAAGUACAGAGUUCAGAGCUUUGUUGAAGGAGACAUAUUUAAGAAUGGCAGAACCCGCUGUGACCGUUAUUAAUUCUAAUCAACCUGUAAAACUGGUUGUAAGUGACAUUCUAGAUUUCAUGAAGGCCAAAAUGAUGAUAUAGCACAUAUUUCUGAUGACAUUUAUUUGAAUAUCCAGUAUAAAACAGAGGUAAAAUUCAGUCACGAAAGGAGCAGAAUAAGAUAUUCAACAGGAUUCUAGUUUUUUAAAAAAAAUAUUGUUGAGUUUCACAAGGUAAUACAGUGUGACAAAGGUGGUAAAAAAAGGGAAGGAAAAUUUAGAAAUAUUGGAUGAAGAGGUAUACAUAGUGUGCUCAUGAGAAUAAAUUGCUUUCAGACUUCUGACGUGUAAACCCAGUACACAGAAAAACAUAAUAAUUUGUGUGUAGUAUUCAUUGAAUUGUUACUUUUACCCGUAAAUUAUUUAUUAAUUCUGAAUUGUAAUUAACUUGAUACCUGUUAUCCAGUUGUUAAAAAAAAAGAACAAUUAUGGAAAACAUUUGAACAUAACACACUCAGCAGCACAUUAUUUUCUUCCUCUCUCUCUCUCUCUGUCUGCUCUGCUCAAUUGUGUCAUUCAACAUGUAGUAUUUGCUUUCAGGUGGGUCAGAUAUUCAUUUCAGCUAUAAAAAUGUUUUAUGAAAGAUGAUACAUGUCCACUUUUUAAGUGUCUCAGGCAAAAAUAAGACAUUUACAAUUUUUAACUCACAAUAAAUGCAUUAAAAACUGG